This is a messenger RNA of Hordeum vulgare subsp. vulgare (domesticated barley), 3101 nucleotides long. RefSeq lists its product as uncharacterized. NCBI's taxonomy places the organism in Eukaryota, Viridiplantae, Streptophyta, Magnoliopsida, Poales, Poaceae. Bases 169 to 2844 code for a protein of 891 amino acids. The record is from RefSeq and is a predicted model, not a curated record. The transcript has 5 exons.
CCGGACGCCGUGGGCCCUGACAGCGCGGGGUGUGUAAGAGUUGGCGAAAGCAGCACAAGCAGGGAGGACACGAGCGCGACCCACGCUACUGGUAGACUUCUCUUCUCCGCCGCCAUUGCCGAGCACGGGAGCGCCGAGACCCGCACCACACUGCUCGCUUCCUUCGCCAUGGACAGCGGCGGCAACAAGAGCGGCGGCGCUGCCGGGGGAGGGGACGGCGCGUGCAGCGGCGGCCACCUGUGCCACCUGUGCGGGUACAAGUACGCGAGCGCGCACCCCAGCGCCAAGCAGCGGCGCGCGCACCGCAAGAACUGCGGCGGCGGCGGCAAGUCGCCGCCCGCCGCCGCCAGUGCGGAGGGGGAGGAAGAGCGCCAAGGCAAGAAGCUGGUGCCAGGUGCGGAUGUAGGAGGCAAGGCGAAUGGAGCGCCUGCUUCGGAUUCUGGCGGCGUUUUGCCCGGAUCUGCGGAGGAUGUUGGGAAUGCGGUAGAUGACGACGCCACUGGAGUGCACUCUUCUCCUAACAGUGCCGGAGUUCACGUCAUUAUCAAUCAUGUUACUUCUGAAGUGCCUCCUAAGGCUAAUGGAACUGACGUUCAAACUGAAGCUGAUCCGCGGCUGCCUGAAAGCGGACCACAAGAUUUGUAUCCGUCUGGAUCACAUUGUAGUGGUGAUCAGCAUCAGGAUGCCUCCGCUUCCCAUUGUCAAUCAGAGCCUGAAGAUGGUGCAAGAUUCAGUCCAGACUUCUCUGCAGAUGAAGCAAGCAAGUCAAAUGCCAUGUCCCUGGCAUCAAAUGCUGCUUCAGGUGAAUUUUCUACACAAACAAUUGCUAGAGCUGGUAGCCCCGAUGGUACCGCCGUUGCUGGAAACGAUUGUAUGCUCAACACCAUUGAUGAAGACAAAACUCGUGAGGGCAUGUUGGUAAAAGGUAAUGAGAUUGAUUCGUCCUAUCAAGAGAAGCUGCAAACCAAAAUUGUUGAGGGGCAUAGUGCUACUACAGUGGAGGAAGACCUAUGUGCCAACAACUUAGGUGUUGUUACCGAAGAGCAAAGCCCCAGUGAAAACACUGAAUCCAAGGACGACGGCGGGGUUAUCGGACCUAACCCAGUUGAGCAAGUUUGUACCAUCAAGGAACCUGUCAAUGUACUUGGGAAUAAGGAACCUUCUACUGAUAAUAAUGUCCGCACAGAUGAUACCAGUAGUGAUGAUUUAUCUCAACUUGCUUCUGCUGGUUGUCAUUUGAAGACAGCAGAUGUUGAAACACAGCAGCAAAUUGAUUCUAUUUCUGUGGUAGCAGUUCAGCUGACAAACUCCAAACAGACGGGCCUUGAAGAAGGGUCAAGCUAUCCUGGUGCAGAUGAGGUUAUCCAAGCUGUAUCAAGUGCAACAGAGCCUGCUGUGGAUAGUCUAGUUGCUGAGGUCAUAUCAGCUGGUAGUGCUUCUGAUUUUACAAAGAAAGAUACCUCCGAGGUGACAGCAGAUGAUGACACACAGAAUAAUCCAAGCCAUACAAGUGAUGUCAUUUCCAUGCCAUCUCAAAUCGACCCAAUAGAGCCCAGCUUAGACCAUACUCAUGAGAUCAGGAUCAAUAGCAAGCAUGAUGUUGACGAGAAUAAACAAAUUGAGAACAGAAGUGUGGACCUUACGUCUCAUGAGACUAACGAUAUAUGCAGUAUGGAUAACAUUGAAGAGAUUAAGCAGACUGAAGAAACUAGUGCAGAAGAUAGUACCCUGAAGACCAGCAUAUUACAGAGUGCAAGUAGUGUUGAGGAAAAAGAACAGAUUGAAGAGGUGAUGGCAGAUCCUGCUUCUGACAAUAUUGAUUUGAUAAGCAGCAGAGACAUAAUUGUGCAAAAGGAACAGAGUGCUGUCCACAUGGGAACUGCUCAUGAGAUAAAUGUGGUGGAUAUCCCAGCUAUAGUUGAAUUAGAGAAGCACGGUGAAGAAACUGCUGCAGACCCUACUGCUCAGAUGACGAACAUUACAGAUGAAGUUGAAGAAAAGAAGCAAAAUGAAGAAAUUACGCCAGAUCCUGCUCCCCAUGCUAUCAAUGUGAUACACGAAGACAAAAUGCAGAAUGAAGACAUGACAGUGGUCCCUAGUUCUCACAAAAAUGUAGUUUACCACACAGAUAUUGUUAAAGAGAAGGGUGAAGAAACUAUGUCAGAACCAACCUCUCACAACACUGAUGCGGUAAGCAUUGUUGAUGCCGUUGAAGGAAAGGAGAAAGAAGAGGUAACUCCAGAACCUACUGUUGAUAUUAGCUUGGUCCACGCCAUUGACAAUGUCAAAGGAAAGGAGAGUGCAGAGCCUACUUCCAUCGGUGCCGGAGGCAAUGCAGGUACUAUCCUUGUCUCGGACUCUAGUUCUCACAUGAGCAGCACACCACAGGGCACAAAUGAUGCCAAAGAAGAGAAGCAGGAUGAAAAGGCUGCCGCGGACCACGCUCCCACCGAUGAUGUUGAAGAAAAGAAGCAGAAGGAAGAGACUGCAGCAGAGACCAAUACCAAGGAAAGCGCAAAUGACCACACCAAGGAAAGCGCAAAUGACCAUCCGCAUGAAGAGAUCACAGAUAAGGAAAUGACAAUAGAUUCAGACAAGAGCCAUGUCUCCCUGAAGUCCCUUCUCUCCGAGAAAGGCAUGGAAGUUAUUAAAGAAAAGAAGGCCAGCACCAAGGACCGGGUGCUGUCGUUCAGGCGCCGAUCGUCGAAGGACAACCCUUCGCCCGCCAAGCCAGGUUCCGAGCAGCAAGACUGGAAUUCUCCUGCUAGGUUACCGGUGGAGAAGUCGCCGAAAGGGAAGAAGCAGCAGUGGAUGCCGUUUAUUUGCUGCCACUCCAUGAACUGACCAUGGUGGGGGUCUUUCUGGAGUUUAUAUUAGUGUAUCGGUGUGGUUAGGGUUAUCCAGGGAUUUGUAAAUGGUCGUUCCGGUUUGUUCUGUCUUGUGUCCGCACUGAUGAUGUCUCAGACUUCAGUUUGUCCCAUCAUCACUUUUUGUUUGGAAUUGCUCGUUUAUUUGAUUCGAGUAGUCCUGUACUUUGUUGAUUUCUUCUUCUUAACACUAAAUUCUACUUGCUCAUCAUGAAAUGUUGUGUCCCUCGUUCA